Molecule: messenger RNA, 3940 nt
Organism: Mytilus trossulus (common blue mussel)
Lineage: Eukaryota; Metazoa; Mollusca; Bivalvia; Mytilida; Mytilidae
Product: ADP-ribose pyrophosphatase, mitochondrial-like
Exons: 8
Coding region: 78-1082 (334 amino acids)
Molecular function (GO): ADP-ribose diphosphatase activity
Source: RefSeq, a predicted model, not a curated record
CAUUAGAAUAAAUAUAAUUGUAGUUUUAUGUGUAGAUACACCGAAGUCGACGCUUGUGCAGGAACUAUCGUGUAUAAAUGUUGACUGCAGUAUUUAUUGUUUGGUGUUACGUUCGAGACGCUGUAGGUUCAAUUCUUGGUUGGACGACAAAUGGAAAUCGUAUGAUUGGAUUCUCAAACGGAGUAAGAAGACUAAGUAUCAAGAUUGGGCAAACUAAACCAAGUAAGAUGUCGUUUGGUGGACUUCACUGUAAGGCACGGUGUGAGAUUUAUCCCCGUACAAAAGAUGUAAAGAGAUUUAAAGUUCCUGAUGAUAAAGUGAGAUGGAACGUACCCUUCCCAGAAUAUAGUCCAACAACCUUCACCACAGAGACAGUACUUAGUGGGCCAUAUUACGCAGAUCCAGAUAUAUGUUCUGGGAAAGGGGAGAUAACCAAAUGGAAUGAAAUUGAUGGCAAAGUUAGUCGAGUCAGCUUUGAAGGAAAAUAUGAAGUUGUGGAUGGCCUGCCAUUAAACCCUGUAGGAAGAACAGGUCUAAAGCACAGAGGUUGUUUAGGACGCUGGGGACCUAACCAUGCAGCUGAUCCAAUAGUCACAAGAUGGAAAAGAACUGAUGAUGACGAGAUUGUGAAGGGAGAAGAUGGUAAACCAGUCAUGGAGUUUGUGUCAAUUCAAAGACGAGAUAACGGAGAAUGGGCCAUUCCAGGUGGUAUGGUAGAACCAGGAUCAUUAGUUAGUGCUACAAUUAAGCAAGAAUUUGGAGAAGAAGCUAUGAAUUCAUUAGAAAUGUCAGAAGAAGAAAAGAAGGAGAUGCACGAUAAAAUAGAAGAUUUCUUAUCACACGGGGACAAGGUAUAUGAGGGUUAUGUAGACGACCCUAGAAACACAGACAACGCCUGGAUGGAAACUACAGCAUAUCAUUUCCAUGACGACGAUGGAACCAAAGUAGGACAGUUUAAUUUACAUGCAGGUGAUGAUGCAAUGGCUGUUCAGUGGAUGGUCUGUAAUAGUUCUAUAAACCUGUAUGCUAGCCAUACAUCAUUUUUACAACAGGCAGCAAAGAGAAUAGAUGCAAGCUGGUGACCAUGUGACAUCUAUAGCCUGUUAUCAUGUGACAUUUAAAAACUGUUACCAUGUGACCAUUAUAAACUGUUAUCAUGUGACAUGUAUAGACUUUUAUCACGUGACAUUUAUAGUCUGUUAUCAUGUGACACCAAUAUUCCUCUUAUCAUUAUCACGAUAAAUAUAUAUACAGUCUCAUUUUCAUAAUUUAUUUAUAAUAACUAAUUUACAAUAUUUUUUAUUGGUUGUUUUUCUCCUUAUAAGGUCUUUCAUAUACAUAUUUUUUAAACUUUAAAACUUUAUUUGUUCAACCCCUUCAAAAGGGAGGGGUUAUUUAUUGUUCUUUUUCUCUGUUUGUUUCUGACAUUUUGAAUUUCAUACCAUAUGAACAGAAGUCUUCCCCAGGCUAUCUCUUAUGCAUCCUGAAAUGUAGAAUACAAGUUAUGUUUCAGAUGUAACGGAGUUAACAAUACAUGCUUAACAAAGUAUGAUUAUUUGGGAUGAAUUAGGAAGGGAUUUACGCAAGAUAAACUACACUUUUAUAACAUGAGAAUUAUUAAGGAUGGUUGGAAAGUUAUUUUGUUGUGGUUCUCUCAUGUUACUCUGAUUUCCUCCACAAAUAGAAUCUGACCGCCAUGAUCUAGGCUGGUGAGCAUAUCAUAUAUAUAUUGCUGAAUCAUCAAUUUAAAGGGGAUACAUCAUUUGUAUGACUGAAAUAAAAUACUUUAGUAUAUUCUCUUUCUUGUGGUGGUCUAAUGAAAUACAGUUAUAGAAAAUAACCCCCAAAAAUGUUGGUGGCCUAGGCUAUUGUCUGCUCUAUGGUCGGGUUGUUGUCGCUUUGAUACAUUCCCCAUUUCUUCUCUCAAUUUUAUUUUAUUGAAAGGGUAAAAUUGUGUCUAGAUCUACUUUAAUGGUAAUUUAAUUAGUGUUGUUCCCACAUACAUUUUUUUUAUAUCUUUCAUUUUUAUGUAUUUUGGUUAUUGUAUUGUCAUAGUUACACUGUAUAUCAGCAAGCACCAAUUUUAUUGAAUCUGAAAUAUUUUUUAACAGCAGUUAAACAUUGAUUUAUUAAAAAAAUUCUGUUAGAACCAUAGUUAAUCAGAGCAUUGUAGUUAUAGAUUUAAACAGUUCCCCCAAUAUGUAAUUCAUAGCAUAAGGAGUGAAACUUGUUCUAGAAAUAUCUAGUUGCCAAAAUGUUUAUCAGAUGCAAUAAUGAUUAAUUUUUUUGUUUAUUGAAAGUAUGUGUCAGUUUUUGAGGUUUUUGUUUUUGUCUAAUGAAAAAUUGCAUUCAGCACUAAAUGAAAUUAUGCAUGUGAGACGCAAGAUAGUUGUUUGUUUGUGAAAACCAUCUUUUGUGCCAAUGUUAAUUACAAAACCUAAAUUUUAUUUAGUGAGAGAUUAACUCAUGGGUUCUAUAUAGAGAGUUGAAGAUUCUUGCCCUGCAAUGAAUAAGUAGAACAUUUUGUAUUAUUCCAUUAAAAAUUUCACUUGGUUGUAAAGCUGUAAAUAUUUAUCAACUUUGACUGCAAUUACAAAGUUUCAUACAAGCAAUUGAGAUUUGGAUGCUUUUGAAGAAGUAUUUGACGCAAGUAUUGAUACAGAAGCAUAACUAAUUAAUAAAUGUCAUUUUUUUUUUUUUUACCAUACUGUAAAACUCAAUUGUUCUUCCAUAAUAAAUGUUGAUUGGUACUUUGAUCACUUAAUACUCAUUGAAAACUUGGACUGCUGAUAAUACAUGGUACAAAAAAGGGGGCUCUGUAGAAAAUUUUAUUUAUUAACCAAUUUGAAAACAAGUUAAAGAUAUCUUUACAUGUCUGUUUAAAUUUAAGUAACAUUCUGAAUUCUCAUUAUUUACUUCACAAUGUCCAAAGUCCAAAUGACAGUCUGUUUAUCCAGAUAAGAUGAUUCAUGGACUGAAAUAUACCAAUUACAUAAUACAGUUACCUGGAUAUAGAAAUCAUGGGCUAUUAUGUGUGGGAAAUAUGUUUAUUUUAUAUCUUAUUAAUCAUUAGUUUUAGUAUAUUCAAUUUCAAGUGCUUUCCUGAGCAUAUCAUAGUUUUUUAUACAAAUUUGUAUACAUAUGUAUAUACACAUAAUUUAUAGAAAUAUAAAGUAACUACACAUAUAUUUAUAAAUUCACAUCAGUAAACCUUACAAAUUAGAAUUUAGUUUUUUGUUAGUUUUUGUUUUUCUCAUUUUUUUGGUGGAAAUUUUUGUAUUUUUUAGCUAUUUUCUUUUUUAGUAUAAUAUAUGUUAUAAAUCAAGGUUUUGUUAUAGUUUGAUCAAAAGUUUAUGCACAAAACAUGCACUUAUAUAAGAAAGUAAAUAAACUUAUUUGCAACACAUUAUUGUUGUUGAAAGACAAUGGCAAUGUCUAUGUUUUUAAUUUAAGGUGCAUAUAUUUCAGAAAUCCAAAUUUAACAUUUUGAAUUUUCAUAUAAAAUAUACACUGGUAUCAUUUGAAAGUAGCAAAUUACCAGAAAUGCUCAAUAAAUCCUGCACUGGUUUUGAAAAAUUAAUGGACGUUUUAACCACCAUUAUAUAAUAAAAAUAAAUUUCCCAAAACAAAUAACAUAUUUAAAGUAAGCUUAAAAUCCCUUAUGAAAGUUGUAAUAUAUCACAAACUUAUAUAUAUAUUUGCUAAAUAACCUUUACCCUUUUAAUACUCCAGUCUUCAAGAGUGAAAAAGUUUAUACAUAUGAUAAUUACAUGAUAAUAAGUAGACAUUUAAAAGAUAAUAGUUAUUGUAGCAAUGUAACAUUAACAUUUAUAGUUUCGGAUUUAGAUAUUGUUUUUUAUAAAUUUGUUGAUUUUUGAUAGAUGAAAUAUUGUUGGUUGUUUUAUUUAGCUUAUCCGAUUAUUAAAAUAUUCAAUACCUU